AUGGGCUUAAGGAACCACAGCACCAUCACUGAAUUUAUCUUCAUUGGACUGUCUGCUGACCCCCACGUUGAGGUUCUGCUAUUUGUCCUCUUUCUGGUGAUUUAUCUCCUAACCACGAUGGGAAACCUGAUGCUGUUGCUGGUGAUCAAGGCAGACGUCCAUCUACAUACUCCCAUGUACUUCUUCUUGAGUAAUCUGUCAUUCCUGGACCUUUGCUUCUCUUCUGUUACUCUACCCAAGCUCCUGGAGGACCUCCUGUCUGAGAAGAAAACCAUAUCAAAAGGAGGCUGCCUGGCUCAGGUCUUCUUUGUGUUUUUCACUUCAGGGACGGAAGCCUGUCUUCUCUCAGUGAUGGCCUAUGACCGCUAUGCUGCCAUCUGCCGCCCACUGCUCUAUGGACAAGUGAUGAGCAACCGACUCUGUGCGAAACUGGUGUUGAUCUCAUGGGGCCUGGCCUCUCUCAAUGCACUGGUGAUUUUGCUCUUAGGUAUAAAUAUGGACUUCUGUGAUGCCCAAACUAUACACCACUUCACCUGUGAGCUGCCUGCUCUCUUUCCCUUGUCCUGCUCGGAUAUAUCCAUCCAUAUCAACAUCCUUCUUGGUGCCAGCUUGCUACAUGGUCUUGGAACCUUUAUCCCAAUCUUCUUGUCCUAUGCCCGCAUUAUCUCCACCAUCAUGAGCAUCAGUUCCACCACUGGCAGAAGUAAAGCUUUCAACACCUGCUCCUCUCACCUGAUUGCAGUGGUCCUGUUCUUUGGUUCAGGGUUUCUUUGCUAUCUCAUGCCUCCAUCUGGUUCCUCUUGGGAUUUGCUCUUAUCCUUGCAAUACAGUGUAGUCACACCCCUGAUGAAUCCCCUUAUUUACAGCCUAAAAAACAAAGAAGUGAAGGCAGCUGUGAAAAAAAUACUAGGGAAAUAUCUAUAA
Messenger RNA from Echinops telfairi (small Madagascar hedgehog), 924 nucleotides. RefSeq names its product olfactory receptor 8S1-like. The coding region runs from base 1 to 924 and encodes 307 amino acids. Gene Ontology annotation, cellular component: membrane. Gene Ontology annotation, molecular function: G protein-coupled receptor activity; olfactory receptor activity. Gene Ontology annotation, biological process: G protein-coupled receptor signaling pathway. The record is from RefSeq and is a predicted model, not a curated record. The transcript has a single exon. NCBI's taxonomy places the organism in Eukaryota, Metazoa, Chordata, Mammalia, Afrosoricida, Tenrecidae.